UGUGAUUAUUGUCGGAUGUCUCACACUUCAAAUUGUGAUAUUCAAAUAGAAAUAUAUUGUUUGAUCGGGGCCAGAAGAUUUUGACAGGGAAAAAAUGUCGAUAACUUCAGUGAAGUAUGAAUACUUUCUUACGAAAAUUCGGGCUGAAUUGCUUAUUAAUAUGGUCGAUUAUUUAAAUCUCAACGAAAUUGAAGAAGAACAAUUAGAGGAUAAAAAUAUCUUAAAGAAUAUAGUACGGGAGGGAAUGGGAAAAUUUGUGGGAAUUAAACGAACUUUGUUGUAUUUAAAGGCGUUUAAAAGUAUGAUUCUAAAUUUUAAGAUUGAUUAUUUGAAGACGGUAAAUUUGUACCGAUUAAAUUAUGGUAUACUGGCCGUCGCUUGUGUUGAAUAUAUCCUGUACCCCAACCAAAAUUAUGAGCAAUAUUUGAUGAUAUAUGAUUGCAGCAAACAGACUGCAGAGAAGCUGUAUAAUAAGCUAUGUAAUUUUCCAUACAUUCAGAAACAAACAGUGGAUAUAGUUAAAUCAGCUAGAUCUUUUUUUCAAUGGCAGAGCUUAUUAUGCAAGCCGGGCUACUUGAAAACAAUAAGAGAAUAUUUAAGAAAAAUAGAGAUCAACAAUGACGAGUUAUCUUUCAUUAAAGACACUUCGAUUCAAGUGAUACGCGAUAAUAAAGUACAGCAGUCUCGUUCAUCUACGCGAGCAGGUUCAUUGUCAAACACUGCUCCUAAACCAGGCUCAUCGAAAUCAGUGAAGCUUAAAUUGACUUCAUAUAAGCGUCGCAGCAAUUUUACUUUAAUAACAAAAGAAUAUUUUUUUAACAAACGCCAUGUAAACGCUAUUAUGAAUUUACACGAAUAUUUAAUUGCCGAGGAAAUUGAAGAAGAUUAUUUAGAGGAUAAGAGUAUUUUAUGGGAUAUGCUGCGAAGGGCGAUGAAGAUAUUUCCUAAUCGUGAACCAGCCAAAUCAGAAUUCAACGCGUUUAAAAGUACGCUUCUUACUUUUAAUAUUGAUUAUCUGAAGACGGUAAAUUUGUAUCGAUUAAAUUAUGGCAUACUGGUCGUUGCUUGCAUCGAAUAUGCCAUGUAUCCCGACGAACAUAAUGAAAAAUAUAGAAAGAUCUAUCGCUGUGACAAAUACUGCGCGACCAAGUAUUAUAAUGAACUGUGUGGUCUUCCAGAACGAGAGAAACAAGACUCAUUCACAGUUAAAUCAUCUAGAUCUUUUUUUUUUAACAAUAUUUUUCUAACCAAACCUGUGUGCUUGGAAGCAAUAAGAUCUUACUUGCAACACAUUGAAAUCGGUAAUGAUGAAUUAAAGUAUAUAAGAGACACUUCAAUUCAAGUAAUACGCGAUAAUGCUGCUAAAAACAGAGUUGAGCAAUCGCCAAAUAUUAUUGAUCCGAUCGAAGAUCAUUAACUUUGCCCAAGAACGAUCAGUAGCUUCGUCUAUCGAUGCCGGAUACAUUGACGGUAAAAUAUGCUUAUUCAUCAGUGGUAUCAAAAACUUUAUAGCCAGCGAAAAAUUGUAGAAGUUCGCGGUCAUUUUGUGUAUAAUUAAGUGUUUACAUUAUCAAAAGGAAAAGCCGUAAUUUUACAGAAAAAAGAUAUGAAAAAGUUUGCUAAAGAAGAUAUCGAUAAUACUGCCUACUGUCUGAGUUCAGAUUUGACAUGAGAAUGUUUCUCAAAUGCAAUAGCAUAAGCAAUAAUUACUAGACUACAUUUUUUUCAAUAUAAUGUAAUUUAUCUUUUGAUCCCAUUUCAUACAACUGUAUUUUAUUGAUAAAAUUUUUAACUAGCAUGCAAGAAUUUACCAUUUUUUAUUUAAUAUUAUCCGCGGGGCGGCGGCGACAUCUGCGCGACGGUGACUAUGUGCACGCUGCUGCGAGUACCCGAAAUUUUGGCCCUUUUACAAUUAAAACUUUCCUCCAAUGGGUCGCACGAACAAGAGAGAGAGAGAGAGAGAAGUGCACACAGGAGCCAACGCCUAAUUCUCCCGAGCGCCGCCCGUGUGCAGCUGCGACGUGUACACGUGCGCGACGACGACUCGCAAACUCGUCGCUAUAAUGUAUAGCGUUUCGAGAAAAUUCGAAUGAA
This is a messenger RNA of Trichogramma pretiosum, 2094 nucleotides long. RefSeq lists its product as uncharacterized. The transcript is spliced from 3 exons. Bases 95 to 1417 code for a protein of 440 amino acids. The record is from RefSeq and is a predicted model, not a curated record. Lineage: Eukaryota; Metazoa; Arthropoda; Insecta; Hymenoptera; Trichogrammatidae.